UACAAAUUAUAUGUAUUCACCCACCCUACCCCUAUCCUCCUCAUGUUACUUUUGAGUAUAAAUAAACACCAUCUCAUCCAUAGCAAACCCUUCCUUCAACACAUACACACAACUUUCCUUGUGCAUUCAUCAAUCAUGUGUUCUUCAGACACCAAACUUGUACAAUCAAAUGACGCCACCGCAACCGUGUCGGACAUCAACGGCCGGCCCGUACUCCAGCCGGCCACACCCAACCGAAAGUCUCCUCCACUCUUGGAACGACGUUCACUCAAAAAAACACUCUCCCUCCCAAAAUCCAUUACUAUGAUUCCAUCUCCAACCAAAUCUAACCAACCUCCACUCUCCCCGAAGCUAAAAUCCCCACGACAACCCGCAGUUAAACGAGACAUGAUGAAUACUAGCUCCGACAAGCUCCUACUACCACUCCCUACCAAAUGCUCAACCACCAAACUCGCUAAGAAAUACAAAAAGUGUAAUGUCACUGGUGACCCAUCUGCGGAUACUGCCACUAGUACCAAGUACUCAUCUGCAUCAAUACCUGGGAGUAUUGCUGCUGCUAGGAGAGAGCAGGUAGCUGUCAUGCAGGUUCAGAGGAAGAUGAAAAUUGCUCAUUAUGGUAGAUCUAAAUCUGCGAAAUAUGAUAGCAGCUGCACCAACCUAACAUCCUACACUUUCGCUGGUGUUAGAGAGGAGAAACGCUGUAGUUUUAUAACUCCCAAUUCAGAUCCGAUUUAUGUUGCUUACCAUGACCAUGAAUGGGGGGUUCCUGCUCAUGAUGAUAAGUUGUUGUUCGAAUUAUUGGUGCUAACUGGUGCUCAAGUUGGAUCAGAUUGGACAUCUGUUUUGAAGAAGAGGGGGCAAUUUAGGGAAGCUUUUUCGGGAUUUGAUGCAGAGACCGUGUCAAAAUAUUCGGAGAAGAAAAUACAAUCAAUCAGUAGCGAACAUGGCAUUGAAGUUAGUCUUGUCCGCGGUGUCGUUGACAACUCUAAAUCUAUUCUUGAGACCAAGAAGGCGUUCGGGUCAUUUGACAACUAUAUAUGGGGAUUUGUGAACCAUAAACCAAUCACAACACAAUACAAGUCAAGUCACAAGAUGCCAGUAAAAACAUCAAAAGCUGAAGCCAUAAGCAAAGACAUGGUGAAGAGAGGAUUCCGACAAGUGGGGCCGACAGUCAUCCACUCUUUCAUGCAAGCCGCGGGCCUCACGAACGAUCACCUCACGACCUGCCCUCGCCACCUUCAGUGUACUGCGGCCUUAGCAUCCUCAGUGUCACCAAACCCUCUAAUUUCCGUGAACUAAAUCGUCAUUUUUAGUUAGUAUCUUAUUAAUUAACAAGUUUAUUUGAUUCUAACAUGACAUACCACCCUUGUUUUUGUUUUUCGGUUUGUGGUUUGCUUUAUGCUAAUGUUGAUUCGGGUUAUGUUUCUUUUUUUUUUUUUCUUUUUUUUUUUUUGUUAGUGUAUUUGGAUGACCAACCCAAAUGGGUAUAGCUGUAUUUACAUGUGUGGUUUGAGUGGUUGUAAAAUUAUUGGUUUGAGUUGAAAUAAAAGAGAUGUGACAAAGCAUGUGGUAGAAAGGAAUCUAUGGCAUGUGCUUGGUGACCA
This is a messenger RNA of Helianthus annuus (common sunflower), 1604 nucleotides long. RefSeq lists its product as uncharacterized. Lineage: Eukaryota; Viridiplantae; Streptophyta; Magnoliopsida; Asterales; Asteraceae. The coding region runs from base 43 to 1299 and encodes 418 amino acids. The transcript has 5 exons. Gene Ontology annotation, molecular function: DNA-3-methyladenine glycosylase activity. The record is from RefSeq and is a predicted model, not a curated record. Gene Ontology annotation, biological process: base-excision repair.